UUUUGUUUAUCCAAAGUCAUUUACUGAGUUUGGUGGUUUUUGCCGGAUGAGACAACCUACCAGUUGUUGCGGCUCUUUGAAGAGUGAGAAAGAGAGAGACUUUUUUUAGAGAGAGAAAGAAACAAAGCAUUUCAGAGAGAGAGAGAGAUUGUGACUGCUAUAGAGAUGGGAUCUCACUCUCACCAGCAGAAUCAUUACUGCUAUUAUUACCACUUCAACCACUGUGUUUGAUCCAUUUCAGCAACUAAAUCUUUUUCUUCUUCUUCCUCCUCAGAUCUUCCACAUUUCCAUGGUUAUAGUUCAAAAUGGUGAUCUGGUAGGACUUUGAGUGUCCGUUAGAUAACCAUCUUGUGCUUUGUCCUGUGCCCCUCAAAGAAGCUUGAUGGGUUCCAGAUUCCCAUCUCAUCAGCUCAGCAAUGGUCUAUACGUAUCAGGCAGGCCUGAGCAGCCAAAAGAAAGAGCACCUACGAUGGGCUCAACGGCCAUGCCCUAUACUGGUGGCGAUAUCAAGAAGUCGGGAGAGCUGGGGAAAAUGUUUGAUAUCCCUAUGGACGGGUCCAAGUCUAGGAAAUCUGGACAACUAACCAGUGCCCCUUCAAGGACUGGAUCAUUUGGAGGUGCUGCUUCUCAUUCAGGUCCCAUUAUGCCUAAUGCUGCAGCUCGAGCUAACUAUACGACUUCAGGUCCUGUAUCUUCUGGAGGCAUGACUGGUUCUACUUCGGUAAAAAAGACUAAUUCUGGGCCACUCAAUAAGCAUGGGGAACCAUUGAAGAAGUCUUCUGGCCCUCAAUCUGGUGGAGUGACACGUCAAAACUCCGGCCAUAUUCCACCAGUUCUUCCCACAACAGGUCUUAUCACAUCUGGACCCAUAUCUUCAGGUCCACUAAAUUCCUCUGGGGCCCCUAGAAAGGUAUCUGGACCUUUAGAGUCUAUGGGAUCAAUGAAAUUACAAAGUUCCUCUGUUGCUCACAAUCCAGCAGUGACUACUCUUGGCCAAGAUGAUUAUUCUUUCAGAAAGAACUUCCCAAAGACAAUAUUGUGGUCUGUGAUACUGAUAUUUGUGAUGGGGUUCAUUGCUGGUGGUUUUAUUCUUGGAGCGGUCCACAAUGCCAUACUCCUUGCUGUUGUGGGAAUUCUUUUCGCUGCAGUUGCUGCUUUGUUCACAUGGAAUACUUGUUGGGGAAGAAAUGCUAUCGUAAAUUUCAUUUCUCGUUAUCCUGAUGCUGAGCUCAGAACUGCUAAAAAUGGGCAAUAUGUGAAAGUCUCUGGGGUGGUUACCUGUGGUAAUGUGCCCCUUGAGUCAUCCUUCCGGAGAGUUCCUAGAUGCGUGUACACAUCUACAAGUUUAUAUGAGUACCGAGGAUGGGAUUCAAAACCAGCAAACCCUACACAUCGUCGAUUUACAUGGGGACUUAGAUCAUCAGAGAGGCACAUAGUGGACUUCUACAUCUCUGAUUUCCAGUCUGGGUUGAGAGCAUUAGUUAAGACUGGCUAUGGCGCAAGAGUUACUCCUUAUGUUGAUGAGUCUGUCAUUAUUGAUGUUAACCCAGAAAACAAGGACAUGUCUCCAGAUUUUGUCAGGUGGUUGGGAGAGAGGAAUCUUUCAAGUGAUGACCGUACGAUGCGAUUGAAAGAAGGGUACAUCAAGGAAGGUAGCACAGUUAGUGUGAUGGGAGUUGUCCAGAGAAAUGACAAUGUGCUUAUGAUUGUCCCUCCACCUGAGCCUUUGACAACUGGAUGCCAAUGGAGCAAUUGUAUUUUUCCGGCUAGCCUUGAGGGGGUUGUUUUGAGAUGUGAAGACUCAUCAAAAAAUGAUGUCAUACCCGUUUAGUUGUUUGCGCUCCAGAAAACGUUUUCGGGUAUAUUGCUCUUUUGAAAAAUAUUUUGUUCCCAAUGUCAAAAUUGAUGGUGGAUGGCAGUGGUGGUGUUGUAGUGAUAAACAGUGAUGAGCUUGAUGGUUUAAGAUGACGUGAUUUUUCUCUCCUUGUGUAUAGAUUUUAGAAAUUUCUUAUCCAUUGUUUUUCCUAGGGUUUGAAAGUUUCUGUAAUGGUGUGGCUUCAUGUAGUGGGAAUUUUACCAGCUUGAGAAGACUAUGUUAUAAAGGAAAGUGUUAUAUAUUCAUCAGUUUUUUUUUUU
Molecule: messenger RNA, 2136 nt
Organism: Prunus dulcis (almond)
Lineage: Eukaryota; Viridiplantae; Streptophyta; Magnoliopsida; Rosales; Rosaceae
Exons: 6
Coding region: 383-1831 (482 amino acids)
Source: RefSeq, a predicted model, not a curated record